AUGGAACUAACUAAAGAAGUUACGGAUAUGUCUUUCUUCAAUUUACUGAAGAUUCGAAUUGGUUCUUUUGAUGACAACUGUCCUGUUAGGUGCAAAUUAGUGGCGGCCAGCAAUAGAUAUGGACUGGUUUUUGCUGCUUGUUCUGAUGUUUUAAGAGUCAUGAAAGUAUCACAGCUUGACGAGCAGAUGAUGUCUGACAUGAAUAACAACAGAAAAGGCCGGCUGACAUCUCCUGAACCAUUCCAAUUGAUCAAACUAACCAACACACCCGGAGACCAACUUCUUAACUUUCAAUGGAAUCCAGGCUCCGACUUUUUGAACAUGUUUGCUGUUUGUACAUCGGACGGAUGGGUGACCAUCUAUGAGGUUCAGGAUAGCCAGUUCAAGAUUGUCGUCUCACAUAGAGGAGAAUUCUCCGGAGGAGUUUGUUGGAGCCCGAAAGGCAAGCAGAUAGCGCUAGGUAGGAAAACGGGUGAUGUUGUGAUGUACACGCAGUCACUGAAGGAGAAAAAUUGCAUAAUGCCGUGCUCAAAAGUUAGAGAAUUGGCCAAUGGUGCCUCAGUCUCAGUUGUGGAUAUUCUAUGGGAAGCAGCUCACCUGAUGUUUGUUGCUUACAGGUUGAGGAAUGAUGAAAAUGAACAACCACAGCUUGUCUACUAUAAUCUUAAGAACCAUCAGCAGCCGUUCAUAUUGUACGAAGACGUCUGCUAUGGCAGUGACCCCUCAAGAUAUCCAUCAUACCAAAUGGAAUUUAUCAGAGAAUGGAGCAUGGUUGCAAUCACAUCGGCCACGGCUGUUGACAUUGCUAUACUAGGAAUGGAUGACAAAGAAUUGUGGAAAUUGUAUAUCUUCGAUGAAUGUCGUCCCGAAAUCCCGACAGACUCCGAUAAUUACUCUCCAAAUUUUCCCAGAGGCUUUACUUUCUCUUUCAAUUCCCAGUUCAUAUAUGAAAAAGAUACUAUCAAAUACCCACCAUCACCACUGCUGUUGACUCUGUCGACCGAUGGAUGCCUGGUUGUCUUCGUCGUCACCAACGAUGGCUGCAAACCUAUCAACAAAACGCCUGAGGCUCUCACAGCUGCCGGUGAUUCGACUAAUAAAAGAUGAUGUUAGAGGUUGGUGACAGCAACCAGAAAGUUCAGCAGGGUGGCGCAACCGUUGCGUCUCUGCCAGCAGCAACGAGAUUUGCACCAGCAAAUGUUAUUCCCACUCCAGAUGCCCCGAAGAACGUCAUCACUUUAGGGCACUUGAGAGCACUUUCUCAGCAGCAGCAGCAUCAACCACAAAAGCAGUCACAGCAACCGCAACAACUUCCUAAGUUUCAACAGCUUCAGCCACAAACUGAUCAACUGAAACAACAACAGCAGCAACAAUUUUUCCAACUAGGACCUAAACCGCAGCAACAGCAAUCUCAGAAGGCACAGUUUCUCCCGCAACAGCAACAGCCAUGUAACACCAUGACAUUAAACACCAACACUAACAACAACUUGCAACAGUUGACAUUCAAAUCACUGAUGGACAGCAACAACAACAACCCAUCAUCUCCUAAUAUUUCAUUCAACAAACCACUAAACCAGUCAACUCCUCAGACGUACAGUAGCAACGUCCGAUCGAGAUUCAAUGAUCCUUUUAAUAACAAUGGGCAGGCAGACAUUGAAACUAAUUUAGGAAAUUUCGAAAAUGAAUUUUCGCCAUUGGAUGCACAGUCAUCAAUUCUCAAACAGCAGCAACAACAACAGCAGCAGAAGCUGCAGACAAAAUUAGAAUUACCAGCUUCUCGAAAACUAUCCCACAUAGCAGCUAAUGAAGCAAUAGCCUUCAUGACAAAGAACAAUGUUAACAGUGAUAAUAACGCUAAU
Messenger RNA from Helobdella robusta, 1859 nucleotides. RefSeq lists its product as hypothetical. The record is from RefSeq and is a predicted model, not a curated record. The transcript has 11 exons. Bases 1 to 1107 code for a protein of 368 amino acids. Lineage: Eukaryota; Metazoa; Annelida; Clitellata; Rhynchobdellida; Glossiphoniidae. Gene Ontology annotation, molecular function: protein binding.